AUGCUGCGCCGCAGUCUGUGCAUGCUGGCGCCGUCGCCGGCAGCUGCGCAAGGAAACGAAGUCAUCGUGUCCGGCGGUGGUCUUGUUGGGGCUGCCAUGAUGGCCUCUCUACAGCAGCUGCGCAGCCAUCUUCACAGAAGCAGCGCCGCGCCGCUCCUAGCCUCGCACCUGGCCCGUCUGAUGCUGGUAGACUCGGGGAAGCGGCCGGUUUACGACGCUGCCAACAUGAUGCACACACUUCGCACCGUCAGCAUCACGCCCGUGUCAAGCAAGAUCAUCGACAGCCUCGGCGCCUGGGACCAACUUACCACCAAGCAUCCGUACUACCGCAUCGCCGUGCGCCACGAGCAGGCGAACAGCCCCUUCCUCGGUGCAGGCGGUCGCUCCUCAUCCUUCUUCAUGACCAGUGUUCUGGGCAAUAGGACGAGCUGUGAGCCUCUCCUGGAGUUCACCGACUUGCGCAAGCCGGUCGGCUUUAUUUGCUUCAACGCGGAGCUCAACAGCUGCAUGAUGGACGUAGUGGAGGCUGGACAGCGCGCCCUCGUCGACACCGACGGCGCUCACGACACGCUCUGCUUUGGGGCGCACCUCGAGGGAGUGCAGAUCCCGAGCCAAGAGACGCUUGAGGGGUCGUGGGGAUCGGCGAGGCUUGUCUCCGGCGAGGCCAGCACCGAUGUCGCGUUCGGUCUGCUUCUCGGCUGCGAGGGGCGCGGCAGCUCACUCCGCGACGUCCUCUCCACGCCCUCGCUGCAGCAAGACUACGCGCAGACGGCGUUCGUGUGCAGCGUGCGACUGGAGAAGGCAGACGACGGCAACGUGUGCAGCUUCCAGAACUUCUUCCGCGAUGGCAAGAUCAUUGCGCUGCUGCCGACCUCCGAGGACACGGCGAGCAUCGUCUUUAGCACCACGCAGCAGCACGCGAAGGAGCUGCUGGCGAGCACACGAGAGGACCUCGUCGCCGAGCUGAACCGCCGUCUCUCGUCUUUUGCGCCCAACGACAUACCCAGGAUCCGCGACGUGCCGCAGACGACCACGCCAGAUGGAAAGGUGUGCCGCGCGCAGGGAUCCUUCCCGCUUAAGCUAAACCUCGCGACCAUGCCCUACGCCCCACGCGCAAUCCUACUCGGCGACGCGGCCCACGGCAUUCAUCCCCUUGCUGGACAGGGCCUCAACCUUGGCAUCUACGACCUCUGCGCCCUCACGUCGGUGCUGGAGCAGGCGAUCCGCAGCGGCCAGGACAUCGGCAGUAGCAUCGCCGUGGGGCAGGUGUUCGCCGGCCAUAUGCUCAGCCACACCGCACCCAUUAUUACAGGCAUGGAGAUAAUCAAGAAGCUCACGCACUGGACGCCUGGCCUGGCGUCUGUAGGGAUGAGAGCCCUGAAUAGCGCUCCACUCGUCUCCACCUUGGCGAAGGACGCCAUUCUGCAGGUGUCCUCUGGCGCCCUCUUCGCUGCACAGCACAAGUGCUGCUUCCUCCUUCAGUAG
Leishmania major strain Friedlin is the source of this 1485-nucleotide messenger RNA. RefSeq lists its product as hypothetical. Gene Ontology annotation, cellular component: mitochondrion. Gene Ontology annotation, biological process: ubiquinone biosynthetic process. The transcript has a single exon. The record is from RefSeq and is a predicted model, not a curated record. Gene Ontology annotation, molecular function: FAD binding; oxidoreductase activity, acting on paired donors, with incorporation or reduction of molecular oxygen, NAD(P)H as one donor, and incorporation of one atom of oxygen. The coding region runs from base 1 to 1485 and encodes 494 amino acids. NCBI's taxonomy places the organism in Eukaryota, Euglenozoa, Kinetoplastea, Trypanosomatida, Trypanosomatidae.